CGAGCUAUGGGUUCACAUGGCAGUCACGUUCACACUGGAAGAUUAUGCCGGAUCGUGACGAAGCCGAUCGAUCCCCGUCACAGUGAUUGAUGUAGGGCUGAAGGUGUAAUUUACGUUCAAAGAAAUGUCAUCGAGAGCCUGCCCGAGCGAGGCAAUCGCGAAGGGUUGCAAGAAGGUAUCGUCUUCCUUCUCGGAGCCUGUUGCGCAUGCAUACACGAUCGAGCAAGAUCGAAGGACGGUGCUGAAGAUAGAUACUGAUGCCCACCGCGCAAGGUGCCAGAGGGCACAACGAUGACAAGGCCGGCAUUCAGAUGCUCAUGGCAGCCGAGCAAGAGGCGCAGCAGAUCGUCAAUAGCGCCCGGAAUUCAAGGGCAUCGAGAUUGCGAGAAGCCAAGGGCGAGGCAGACCGAGAGGUUUCGCAGUAUCGAGCAAGCCGUGAAUCAGAUUUCCGAAGAAAGCUUUCAGAGGCAACUGGAGACUCAGGAGCAAUAACCAAACGCAUCGAAGCUGACACUCUUCAAAGGCUGCAAGCUUUGACUGCUAUUGCAAACCAAUCUACCGAGAGGGUAUCCGCACUGCUGGUAAGCUGGGUCACAAGCGUGAAGAACGACUUUGGAGAUGACGCGGACUUUGAAGAUGACGCGGAGUGACAGAAAUUCUCUCCACCAGUCUACUGGAGAUGACAAUGCAGGAACUGGAGAAGUAACUGAAGGUCAAGUAACACGAGUUUUGAACGAACGACAGUGACAGUUUCAGUGCGGAAUCAUGAUCUCGUUCUAUAUUCGAAUCCUUUUCUACGUAUUUGUGCAAUCUGUUAGGAUUUCGCCCGUUCAUGGAAGAUCGGAUUAUAUAUACACACAGUGGGCAUGGUAUGGGGUGUCCAGACGGAUUUUUCCUUCCUAUGGUCUCCACAUCCACAGAGAUUUUAAACUUGAUCUAAAGUCAUUUUCUUCACCUCGCGGGCCACGUGCACCUGGUUGGUAUGAUGCUUUCGAACAUGGGUUCCAACCUGAUGUCUAGAUCAGUCCAAAUUAUCGUGCGUUUCGAUACUGGCUCCAGAAGGAUGUCAGCUUGGAUCGUUUAACAAUUUGAAGCACAAAUGAAGGUAAGGUUAAGAUGAACAAUAUACUAGUAGGGUCUACCAUAAUUUUCCUUUGUCGAUAAGUGCUCUAUUUCCUCUUGAAUACAUGCAACGUACGAUGCACAUAGCUACAUGAAGCGUAUAUUAAGACUUCGAGCGUUCGAUUAACAGUGCGCGUGGCAAGCAGUAGUACACAUGCGGUAUUGGACACUGAGGAACUCUGAAGAUUGGCCAAGUUUUAGUUUUCGUGAGCUUCGGGGCAGAGAUCGCUAGGCGUAAAUUCAACUGAUUCAUUCGUUUUUUCUUUGUACGACAUUGCUUUCUUCGAUGGACACGAGUGGAGCGUAGUGCACGAGGCUCUGUAGACGUAUACGCCGUAGGGUCGUGAACAUUUCUGGACAUGUGAAAGAAGGCGUGCUCUAGCGGAAUUCCGCAGCUCUUGUUUGAAAUAACGAUGUUUAUGCCUGUGAGCGUCGUGGCCUCAAAAACUGGAAAUAUAUCAUGCGGGAAAAGUCAGAAAGUUAAAUGAUAGAAAAGAAGUUGCAAGCUCUUGAUAUCCAACGAGGAAUUUUGACGAAGGAAACAGAUGAACAGAAUUCGUGAAAGCUGAUUCUUGGCCGGAUACGUGCAUAGUUGUCUAAUUGCGUCUGCCGUUUAGUGAAACAGGUUCCGUUCUCCCACGAAUCCAACAUACACGAAAUGUACACAUAAACUC
Molecule: messenger RNA, 1796 nt
Organism: Marchantia polymorpha subsp. ruderalis
Lineage: Eukaryota; Viridiplantae; Streptophyta; Marchantiopsida; Marchantiales; Marchantiaceae
Source: the annotation of a GenBank genome assembly